CUCCCUGUGCCAACAGCGGUCCUUGCAUUGGUGUUCCAUGAAAGACUGGUGUCCUGCUCCAGGAGCAGCCCCCCUCUGCUGGACAAGGAACUUGACAGUUCCACGUCAGCCAAGGACGAUGUUCAAGGACAUGGGGGAGUCUUCGACUGCUGUAGGCCUGAAAUUCUCCGAGGUCAACCUGCUACUUUCUUCGUCAUUCAUGCCCUAGGUGGAGCAAUUGUUUUCAUUACCGACGGAAUUAUAGGCUCCUAUGCUGGUUUUGUCUACACCUACGCGGUCUCCCCUCCUCUGCUGAUGGGCCACAAGACAGCAGGCUGUCUGGACAGCGUAUUUUGGGCCUCAGUCACAGCAGGAAGACUAUCUUUCAUCUUCCUCUCCUACAAAUACACAGCACCUCUGCUGCUCUCAAUUUGCCUGGUGGGCGUCAUUCUGGUUCACAGCCUGCUGCUGAUCUUCUACACCAGUCAUGUGUUUCUUUUCAUUGGAACCUGUGUGCUGGGACUUUGUAUCAGCAGUGUGUUCCCCUCCAUGCUGGCUUUUACAGAAGACAUUUUGGAUUACAAAGGGUCUGCCACAACAGUCCUGGUGACUAGUGCCAGCACAGGAGAGAUGAUGCUACAGUUGCUUGUUGGAUCGGUAAUCCAGAGUAAAGGCAGCUACUCCUUCCUGCUUUGUACUACCAUAACGUCCUGCAUCGGCUUCUUUCUGUUCCUGCUGCUUCUCUACACCCAUUGUGUUCACAGCAACCAUCAACCAGAUUCAUCUAGAUGUGUGGACCUGAAAGAGCAGCCAAACUCUGGAGGCUCCUGAUCAACACACGUCUGACCCACAGAUCAGCGCAAAGGAAGAAGAAUCCUCUCUGGACGCUCGUCUUCAUCGGGACACUUGGAUUGGAUGUGUGAUUUACCUUAAAAUGGGAGGAUCCGUAUGAGCAGCUCUGUGGUUGACGUUAUAGAAAAUUUCAUUAUCAAGUAGCAGCUUUUGGGUAUAACCACAUAGUGGCAGGCAUGGGCCAGUAUGACAGUCUCAUGGUACAACCUGAAGUAAUGAAACCGUUGAAUCUAGAACAUGAUCUUUUAUUUAAAACAGAGCUACAAUUGAUUCUCCUGCUGCUAAUUUAACAUUAUAAUGUUCUCUAUUGUUUUAAUUUUGAUACAUAGCCUUCAGCUAAAGUAAUGAAUAAGCAUUUAAUUUUACUUUUCAGGUAUGUAUUGAGAAUGUUUUGCUGUUCUACUCUUAAUAGCAUAGAAAAAUGGAUUUCAUGUGAUUAAGUUCAGCUGUUUGGAAAGAUUGUUGCCAAAAACACAACAGGCCAAAUCUGUCUUUUAUGUGAGUGACAGAGAAGUGUAGCAGUGCUUAGUUCCUUGAUGCUGUAGAGAUCAACUCCAGUUCUCGAGGGCCGGUGUCCUGCAGCUUUUAUGCGUCUCUGAUUCAACACAUCCGAGUCAAACAAUCAGGUCAUCAGCAGGACUCUGGAGAACCAGGGCUACAUCUAAAAGUUCUAAUUAUAAGCUCCUGUUCCUUGACCUUUCAUGGGGUCAACAGUAAGAACUCUAUCUUCGGUAGGAAAUGAGCUUCGGACUGCUGU
Messenger RNA from Fundulus heteroclitus (mummichog), 1588 nucleotides. RefSeq names its product major facilitator superfamily domain containing 4Aa (gene mfsd4aa). The record is from RefSeq and is a predicted model, not a curated record. NCBI's taxonomy places the organism in Eukaryota, Metazoa, Chordata, Actinopteri, Cyprinodontiformes, Fundulidae.